Molecule: messenger RNA, 4718 nt
Organism: Branchiostoma floridae (Florida lancelet)
Lineage: Eukaryota; Metazoa; Chordata; Leptocardii; Amphioxiformes; Branchiostomatidae
Product: histone-lysine N-methyltransferase 2A-like
Exons: 25
Coding region: 151-4701 (1516 amino acids)
Biological process (GO): positive regulation of DNA-templated transcription
Cellular component (GO): histone methyltransferase complex; nucleus
Molecular function (GO): protein binding; DNA binding; histone H3K4 methyltransferase activity
Source: RefSeq, a predicted model, not a curated record
GUUACUUGAGUCCCCAUGAAACGCACACAUCGUUACCCCCUUCCUACCUGAGUGUGAUACAACACUUAUAAGUCUAAUACAGGCCAGAAUAAAGCGCUGGGCGCUGGGCGCAGUUUUGGCGCGAACCGAGAGAGACGCUGUUGAUGGAUUAUGGGAUUCCCCCCUCUAUUCCGAUUCAGGGGCCGCCCACUCAGGACAGCCAAGAUGGCGCGCUUGCGUUUUCCCGGCCGUCCUGGUAAAAGAUUCGGCCGAUCUAACGUCAAAUUUGGCCUGGAUGACUUCGAGAAUCUGCGUGAUCAGUCCUUGGACUAUGUUGGAAGCAUCGAACGGGCACUAAAGAGGUUUCGUGACGUGUAUGGCGACUCAGACGAGGAUGAAGGUUUUGAAGGGUUUGAUCCUUCUGAGCUUGAAGUCAGGUCACCUCCAAGGCGAAGUGAGAGGGAACGCGUGCCGUCCAGCCGCCUCAGUGAGUUUGCUCUUGACCGCCAAACUCUUUCCUCGUGGAUUUCGCAGCCUGGGGAUGAAGAUGAAGAUGUAUCAGAUGAAGACACACCUGACUAUUCCCCUCCUACUGAGAGGAGAUUGGCUAAGAACCGAUCUGAGGAGUCCGUUAGGUACAAGGAAGCAGAGGUACCUCGCAGUAAAGAUUCCCACGCGUCAGUUAAGGGCAGAAUUGCUAAACCAAAGCUUCAGACAAUUAAGAUCCGCAUUGGUGCAGAUGGUAAAGCCAUCAAAGUUGUCCGUGGUCGUGGAAGACCGCCCCGGGCAGUUCAUCCACCUAAAGUUCAUAAAUCAUUAGAGAAGGAGGAAGUCCUGAAGCCAGUGAAAAAAUCGGUAGAAUCAAAGUCUGCCAGAAAAGUUGGUAGGCCACAAGCAGUGCCCAUUCCAAGAGGUAAGAAAGAAGCCAAAGCAAAAGACAUUGUAAGGAAAGUUGAAGUAAAGAGAACUGAAAGAAAACCUGGUAGACCACAGAAACCUGUACGUGUCCUGCCAAUGUCAAAGAAAGUAGAUAAGAAUGUUGCCAAGCAGCUUCUACAGAAAGCAAAGAUGGGGAACUUGCGGAGGAAUUUGAGGACUGGUGGGAGUCCACCGACACCACAGUCAAAAGCACCUGGUAAAUUCCAGCUUCCUCCCGUCAGUUCAAGGUCGUCACGAAUCAUCAAGCCAAGGAAACGCUUCAUUGAGGACGAUGAUUUUUACUUCCCAAUGAAGGUGCCCAGAUUAGACCUGACCAUGGCACUAGCUAAGGAUAAUCCACCGGUUGAUCAGGCACAUACAGAGGAAGAUAUGGAAACCAGGACUGCUGGUCGAGCCAGUAAGUUAAAAGCUCAAUCUAUUUGGAAAAAGUCCCUGAGUCCAUCUCAACACAUCACGUCAGCAGACAUGACCCAACAGUCUCGCACUUCUAUCCUGAAACCUGCUCGCUUGAAAUUACCACAUCUGACCAACCAGACAGAUGGAGUGGAUGGCACAAAGUCAGAUGAUUUGGUUCUAGAGCCAGAGGGUGAAGAAAAGCUGGAAAAGUUGAAGUUGAGCAGGAAACCUAAAGAAAACAGAGCUGAACAGUCCAAGAAGGACAGAAGGAACAGAAAGGCUGGCUCACUAGGGGAACCAGAUGCAACUCCCUCUGGCAGUGUUAUUCCCCCACUCCAGGGAGCCGUACAGGGGAGGAAAAGUGGUAUUCUGAGGAGGGCCAAGUUGAAGCUCAGCAAGGCCAUGAAAAUUCAAACUAAGAAGGAACAGCUGAAUAAGCUCCAGACUCAGUGGCAGAGGGACAGUAAGGAUAGCAAGGAGGUGCAGAGUCCCAUCCAGCUCAGGUCCUUCCCUCUGGUACAGCUCAAUGCCAUCCCUGGAGAUGCCUCCCCUACCCUGGGGGCACAGCCAGCACACAAAACAGAUGGAGAACCCCAGAAAAUAGGGAAGCCCAGCCCUCCCCAGCAGGAUGCUACAAAGGUGGAAGGAAACUCCUCAUCAGAGUCAUCAUCUUCAUCUGAUGACGAUGAUGAGGAUGAAUCGACAGAGUCGGCAGAGUCGGAGUCCUUGUCCAGCAGUGUGGACUCCUCCCGGGGGCCGCGGAUCAAACACGUGUGCAGGCGAGCAGCCGUGGCGCUGGGCAAGCCUCUGGCAGUGUUCCCUACCGAUGACAAGAUUCGCCUGAGUGCUCUGCCUCCCAAGGAGAAGAGACGGCUGCUGCACAAGCAGAAAGCUGAAGAGCGCCCAGGAACCCCAGACUCAGAUGAAGUACCAAACAGAGCCAGGACAGAGGAGAAAGCCAAACGUCCCUUAGGCCUUGGAUCUCCCCCAAAGAGUCGACGCAGGCGACGCUGUGGUGCUUGUGAUGGCUGCAAGAGAACUGAAGACUGUGGAAAAUGUCCCAAUUGCAAAGACAAGACCAAGUUUGGUGGUUUCAAUGUCAAGAAGCAGUGCUGCAUCCACAAGAAGUGCCGGAACCCCCAGCCUGCUGGUGAUGAGUCAAUACGACCCAGAAUGGUAGCUGUUAGGAGAGUCAAGGUGCCAUCUAGGAAUUCAACGCCCCCUGUUGACGGGGCAACAAACAACAGGACUAAAGGGCUAUCAGUUAAAAGGGGUAAUGGCAAAGACAACGGCAACUCUAAAGACAAGACAUCUGGCCCCGGGUCCUCAGGAGUGCAGAGACCCAGGCCCAUCAGAGCUGGAGAUGGAAAACAGCCGUUAAAAGUAGACUUUAAAGAAGAAUAUGACGUGGAGAAUGCUUGGGAGGGAGGCAUGGUCAUUUUGGCAUCCACCCCUCUUAUCACUCGAAUUGUCUGCUAUCUGUGUGCCAGUGCUGGACAGCAUGAGUUCCUGUACUGUGCUGUGUGUUGUGAGGCAUUCCACCAGUUCUGUCUGGAGGAGGAGGAGCGCCCCCUGGAUGGGAGGGAGCAGGACUGGUGCUGCAGGAGGUGCCGGUUCUGCACUGUCUGUGGCAGGCAAAAUGGGGUGAUCGCUGAGGGAAGGAGAGCAUUGACUGGUGCCUUGUCUCUGUCCCUGCCACAGCUUUUACAGUGCCACAAGUGCCAUGACAUGUAUCACGGAGAGUGCCUCAGUCCAAACUACCCCACCAGACCAACCAAGAAGAAGAAAAUCUGGAUAUGUCCGAAGUGUGUGCGAUGUAAAAGCUGUGGCCGGACCACCCCAGGCCAGGCAUACAAUGCUCAGUGGACCCAUGAGUUCUCCCUGUGUCAGGACUGUGGGAAGCUGUUUGAUAUGGGCAACUACUGUCCCAUAUGCAAAAAGUGUUACUCUGAUGAUGACUAUGAAUCAAAGAUGAUGCAGUGUGGGAAGUGUGAGAGCUGGGUCCAUGCCAAGUGUGAAAUGCUAACAGAUGAACUGUACGAGGUGCUGUCGUGCAUCCCGGACACGGUGCACUACACCUGCCCCUCCUGCACCCAGACAGAACCCCCUGAGUGGAGACAGGCUGUGCAGAAGGAACUGUACACAGGUUUCCAGCAGGUGCUGGGGACUCUGAUCAGCCACAAGAGUGGGGAACACCUCCUGCAUACCACACAGGAAGAGGCUGCCGAGUCCGAUGUGACACCCGUAGUGACACAAGAGGUACAGACAGCCUCUCCAGAAGCUAUGGAGGUCACAGCUGAGCCUCAGGAUAAAGACAUCAAGACUGAUGAGGAACUGUUGGCUGAAGGAGGGGAUAAGAAGGUGGAAACACCUGAGAAAAAAGAAGACGAUCCCGGAGAUUUGGUAGCUGUCAGGAAACAGGUGGAGGCAAUGGAGUACUCAUCAGUGUCUGUGUUCUGUACAAACCUGGUGAGGAUCAUACAGGGGGCGCUGUCUGCUGCACCUGACAACUCCAUCAUGAAGACCAACACCAACGUUAUCAGGGUGCUGUUCAUUAAGCAAAUGGAGAGGUACUUCCCAUGGUUUGAUGUGCAGGGCUGCCAACUCUGGGAACACAACAAGAAUCUACCAAAGGGCAUGCUGCCCAAUGCUGUGCUUCCACCCUCACUGGAGCAUGACUAUGCUCAGUGGAGGGUGAGACCAGUAGGACUGGACCCCACCCCUCAGCCUUCCCCACUGAAGGUCAUGACUCCCAGGAAACACUCAUCCAGGCAGGAAGGGACAUGUGAUUCAAGUGGAAACACCAGUGUGAUACCCAUGGAGGUGGGAGACCCUGAUGAUACCAGGCAAUGCUGCUUGUGUGCCAGGCAGGGAGAGUGCAAACCCAACGAUGCUGGACGCAUGCUGUAUGCAGGACAGGAUGACUGGGUCCAUGCAAACUGUGCCCUGUGGUCAGCUGAGGUGUAUGAAGAGGCAGACGGCUCCCUGCAGAAUGUUCACACUGCCAUCUCCAGAGGGAGGCAAAUGCGAUGUGAACGAUGUAACAAGUUGGGGGCCACGGUAGGCUGCUGCACCCGAGGCUGUCCUGCCAACUUCCACUUCAUGUGUGCUCGUCUGGAGGACUGUCUCUUCCAGGAGGACAAGAAGGUCUUCUGUAAGGAACACAAGGACAAGGUGGAUGGAGAGCUUGUAAAGGAAGAUAAUUUUGAGGUGCACCGGCGGGUAUGUGUGAACAUGGAUAACAUCAAACUCAAUAGGAAGUGGAUGCGAGGGCUGGAGUCUACCAUCAUUCAAGUCCUGGCAGGAUCCAUGACAGUGGAGAGACUUGGAGAGCUGAAUGAUCUGUCGGACACCAAAGAUGCACUGCUCCCUGUCGGCUUUGUGUAGGUUAUAUUCAUACGUGA